AUGCUAACCAAUUUGAUCUGCAAGUUAUUCUUCAUCCUCAUUCGUACGCAAUUCUUGUUUUCACAUGCCAGCACGAAUGAAGAUGGACUUCGACGUUUAUUGUUCGAUCAACGACCAUAUGAUCAAAAUGUUUGUCCUGAGAAAGGCAUUACGAAAGUGUAUACGAAUUUAAUUGUAUUACAAAUCGAAAGUAUCGAUGAGAAAGCACAAGUCGUGACAAGUAAUGUUCAAUUAGUAUGUUCAUGGUGUGACCCAUACAUGUCAUGGAAUAUAAGUCGAUACAAUAUAACUGCACUUUCAGUCAGUCCGGAUUAUUUAUGGACACCGAACGUGGUUUUAGUCAAUUCAGCCGAUGAGAAAUUCUCUCAUAAUCGUGAACAUUAUGCAUUAAUUCUUCGGCAUGACGGCUACGUUCGAUUCAUGUUCCAAGAUCUUUGGAAGACUAUAUGUAAAGUUCGUCUAACGUACUUUCCGUUUGAUCAACAGCACUGUACAAUAAUUAUUCGCAGCGGUGGACAUGACAGUCAUUCAAUAAAGUUCAUUCAACGACGGCCGAUCGAACGCCACUCAUUUAUUCGUGGCGAGUGGGAAUUAAUACAUUCCUACAUGAAAAUCACCGAAGAAUGCGUUUCUGAUUCCAACCAAGCGAAUUACAGUGUUGUGCACUUCGCAUUGAUCUUGAGACGCACACAGUUAUACUACGUAGUCAAAAUUAUCCUUCCCUUUGCUCUUGUUUCAUUCGUAACAUUAUUCACGUUCUUAUUACCGCCAGAAACAGGUGAAAAAUUAACACUGAAUGUAACGAUACUUCUCUCAUUAGUUAUUUAUUUGCAAUUGAUUAGCGAAUAUAUACCGAAAGCUGACGAUGAAACACCAAUUUUAACAUUAUUUUGCAAUGCGAAUUUUGGUCUCGUUUUUAUAUCGUGCAUCAUGACGGUUUAUGUUCUAUAUCUUCAUCAUCGUCCAUCGAUUGCAUACGUGGCUGGUGUACCAUUCUAUAUGAAAUUGAUCUUGCUUGAUUAUUUAAGUCCCAUUGUUUUCGGGAAACAAAAUCUAAGUGGCAAAUCACAGAAAGUAAUACGUAAAUCGGCGGAUAUCAAAGUGCUGCGACGUUUGAGUAAUAUCGAGAAAAGUAUCCGUUCGAUAUUUUCGAUGAGAUCGUCAGCUCAACUAGCAAAUCAUCAGUCCGUUGAAUUAUUCCGUUGUUUACAACAGAUGAAAAUGCACCUACGUAAACAACAUGCGUCUUCAUUUCGGUUGAAAUACGAUCAUGAUAUCAAGAAUAAUUUGCUAAAAAUCGAAAAUAAACAGCGAUUAGAUGAAUGGCAACAAGUAGCAAUCGUACUGGAUCGUCUUUUCUUUCUCUUCUUUGUUUUAGCCAUGCCAUGCACCGCUCUCUUCUUUCUCUCGGCACAUUUUUCUGGUGUCAAUACGUUUCGGUCGAAUUCAAGCAAAAUUAAAAUCGAUUCCGCCGAUGCCAAAUGCUAUUUGUAUUACCGACCAAUGUUAACAUGA
Molecule: messenger RNA, 1515 nt
Organism: Adineta ricciae
Lineage: Eukaryota; Metazoa; Rotifera; Eurotatoria; Adinetida; Adinetidae
Source: the annotation of a GenBank genome assembly